GCUGGGGGUGGCAGUGCCACCACAGGGGACCCCCUGGAGCCGCCACCCUUCGGGGUGCCCGGGAUUGUCCCAGAGUUCCCGGGACAGCGGGGACACGGGGCUGGGGUGGCACCGGUGACACGGCGGCACCGCGGAGACGGCGCCGCGGCGCCCCCCAGCGGCUCGGAGGACUGGGAAGCAGCGCCCGUUGCCGCGGUAACGGCGGCGCUGCCGUAAAGCAGAACCGGCACAGUUGGGACCGCAACGAGACAGAACCGGCACCGGUGGGACCGGAACGGGACAGAACCGACCCUGCUGGCACCGAACCGGCACCGGUGGGACCGGAACGGGACGGAACCGACCCUGCUGGCACCGAACCGGCACCGGUGGGACCAGAACGGGACCGAACCGGUACCGGUGGGACCGGAACGGGACAGAACCGACCCUGCUGGCACCGAACCGGUACCGGUGAGACCGUAACGGGACAGAACCGAACCGGGACUGCUGGGACCGAACCGCUACCGAACCGGGACGAAACCGGGACUGGUGGGACUGGACGAGGACAGAACCGGGACCGAAUCGUGACCGGACCGGGACCGCUGGAACCCAACCGGGACCGAACCGGAACCGCUGGGACCAAACUGCGGCUGGUGAGACCGAACCGGGACCGAACCGUGUCUGGUGGGACAUAGCCGGUACCGAACGGUGCCCGGCGGUACCGAACGUGCCCGGUGCCGUCGGGCCGCUCGGGUCCGCAUGGAGCCCGACGCGCUCGUGCAGUGCCCGUACGACCGGAGCCACCAGGUGCGCGUGUCCCGCCUGCCCUAUCACCUGGUGCGCUGCCAGCAGAACAACCCGCACGUGUCGCGCACCUUGGCCACGUGUCCCUUCAACGCGCGCCACCGCGUCCCGCGCGAGCUCCUGCGCGGCCACGUCACCUCGUGCCCCGACAAACUGCCGCUCGAGCUGCCCCCAGACCCCGAGGACAAGGCCAGGACAGCCGGGGGACCCCCCUAUGCCUGGCAGCCCCCCCCGUGCCAGGAGGACUGGGACGCAGAGCUGAGCGAGCUGGAGCUGGAGGAGCCCCCCCCGUUCAUCCUGCACGUCACCAAGGGGGACCUGCCUGUCCCCUGCCUCAGCUCGGACCCCGCUGUCCCCCCGGAGGGGCUGGCACCGAGGAAGCCGCGGCCGGCGACAGCAGCGCCGCCUUUGGGGACAGGCGGGCCCCGCUCGGGGACAGCGCAGCCCCGGCCGGUGUCGGCGCGCGGGGCCCGGGGGGUCCCGGGGGGUCCCGGGAGGGCCCCCCCGGCUGUCAAAUAUUUCCGGAAAUAAAAUCGCUGUCCCCGAGGCGCUGGGGGUGACGGGCGACACUGGGGGUGGGGACAGUGCCACCCCCGCGGCGGGGGAAUGCGGGGACCCCCGCCC
Messenger RNA from Passer montanus (Eurasian tree sparrow), 1404 nucleotides. RefSeq names its product gametocyte-specific factor 1-like. NCBI's taxonomy places the organism in Eukaryota, Metazoa, Chordata, Aves, Passeriformes, Passeridae. The record is from RefSeq and is a predicted model, not a curated record. The transcript has 6 exons. Bases 736 to 1311 code for a protein of 191 amino acids.